GUCAGUUGCUGACAAAGGAGAAAUUUUCUAUUUCCCGAAACCUUUUAAUUUGCAAAACCAAAUCUUAUUCAGUCAACGCUUGUGUUGAUGUGUAUUCUGUUAAAAGUGUUGUCUCGCCCAGUAUGUAAGAAUACAAUUCAACCUUUCGGCGUACACUCUCCCAAGAUGAGUCAAAUUGACAGUUUUCGUGAGCAACACAUGUGCUUUGUACCCUACAUAGACGAAGAAAUCUUGCAAAGCAUUUCAGCGACACUAAACAGCAUCAACCGACCGAGGAAGCCCUCCAAGCGUAACGUGGGAGUGACUACUGGGAGUAGGAGUACAUCAGCCAGCUCUAAAGCGCAUUCUUGGAGGAGUUUUAGUAGAUCGAAUUCAGCUAGAUCAGUGCCAGUUUCUUUGCAAGUCAACCUAAGUACAGCUACUAUAUCCGAGGGGACUUUAAGUAGGUGUAACAGUAACCAAAGUGCCAGCAUGAAUUCUGAUUGUUCAGUAUAUUUAGCAAAAGACCGACGGAGAAUUAUUCAUCCAAGUUUCGGUUCCAGGUUCCUUGAUUGUCUGUCAGAAUGUUUCUGGAAAUGCAGUGCAGGAUGUCAAGAGAUACCUACGGAUAGUCAUUAGUCUACCAAGUAGAUCACCUGAGUUUGUUGAGUUGUGUUCUUUAAUGGGGUUUACAUUAAAAGCUAAAUAAAACCAAAAUAUUAUGAUAUGGAUA
Acanthoscelides obtectus is the source of this 712-nucleotide messenger RNA. The record is from the annotation of a GenBank genome assembly. NCBI's taxonomy places the organism in Eukaryota, Metazoa, Arthropoda, Insecta, Coleoptera, Chrysomelidae.